Molecule: messenger RNA, 468 nt
Organism: Prunus armeniaca (apricot)
Lineage: Eukaryota; Viridiplantae; Streptophyta; Magnoliopsida; Rosales; Rosaceae
Source: the annotation of a GenBank genome assembly
AUGGGAGAAGCUUCAACACACAUAGACCUAGCAACAUUUCUGGAAAUCCCAAUUGAGAAAGACCCACAAAGAAUGAUCACUGCUACACAUGAUCGUCCUCCCCACACAUUAAGCCCUAUAUGGAGGCUGAGCCCAAGGCACAACGGUAGCACCUUAUAUGACUCGUAUGAGCUUCGAGCUGUGACUCACCAACUUAACAAAGCCAUUCAAGCUUCCAAAGCAUCGUCCCCUCAUUACAUAUACUGCUUCAAUUCACCCUUUCGUACACAAGGCUUGAGUCGCAUUUCCAAACAAAGUGUCAAGACACCCAAGAGAUUUCUGUGCCAGCAGGAGCUGUUUUGUGCGGCUGCCACCGCAGACAAAAAGCCGAGUACAAGGCCUCCUGGGGCAGCUUCGAUGGGGUUUGUGACAAGGGCAUGGAGGAAAGUGAAGCAAGGAUUUCUCAAGAACAAGCCAAGGAAUGACUGA